Molecule: messenger RNA, 2631 nt
Organism: Ctenocephalides felis (cat flea)
Lineage: Eukaryota; Metazoa; Arthropoda; Insecta; Siphonaptera; Pulicidae
Gene: gammaCOP
Product: coatomer subunit gamma
Exons: 18
Coding region: 1-2631 (876 amino acids)
Biological process (GO): protein secretion; organelle transport along microtubule; intracellular protein transport
Cellular component (GO): endoplasmic reticulum-Golgi intermediate compartment; COPI vesicle coat; endoplasmic reticulum
Molecular function (GO): structural molecule activity
Source: RefSeq, a predicted model, not a curated record
AUGAGUUCUUUUAAAAGAGAUAAAAAAGAAGAAGAAGAUGGGGGAGGUAAUCCGUUUCAAAAUAUUGAAAAAACUACAGUUUUGCAGGAGGCUAGAACUUUUAAUGAUACCCCAGUAAAUCCAAGAAAAUGUACCCAUAUUCUUACAAAAAUCUUAUAUUUAUUAAAUCAGGGAGAGCAAUUGGGAGCUACAGAAGCUACAGAAACAUUUUUUGCAAUGACUAAACUUUUCCAGUCUCGUGAUGUAGUCUUGAGAAGAAUGGUAUAUCUUGGGAUAAAGGAGCUCAGCACAUUAGCUGAUGAUGUCAUUAUUGUAACAAGCUCUUUAACCAAAGAUAUGACUGGUAAAGAAGAUUUAUAUAGAGCUGCAGCAAUUAGAGCCUUAUGUAGUAUAACCGAUGGUAUGAUGUUGCAAUCAAUUGAGCGUUACAUGAAACAAUGUAUUGUAGACCGUAAUCCAGCUGUUAGUAGUGCAGCUUUAGUUAGUUCUUUGCACUUGGCCAAAUCAGCUGGAGAAGUUGUGAAAAGAUGGGCCAAUGAAGUUCAAGAGGCAUUGAACAGUGAUAACAUUAUGGUACAAUAUCAUGCUUUGGGCCUUCUAUAUCACAUAAGAAAAACAGAUCGCCUUGCCGUUUCAAAAUUAGUUGGAAAACUUACAAGAUCCUCUAUGAAGUCUCCAUAUGCCGUUUGUAUGUUGAUACGUAUUGCUUGCAAAUUACUUGAGGAAGAGGAUGGUACAAAUAAUGAUUCUCCAUUACUUAAUUUUGUCAAGGCAUGCCUUAGACAUAAAAGUGAGAUGGUAAUUUAUGAAGCAGCUCAUGCAAUUGUGAAUUUACAAAGAACAAGUGCACAUGAGUUGGCACCCGCUGUAAGCAUAUUACAACUAUUUUGUAGUUCACCAAAACCGACAUUAAGAUUUGCUGCAGUAAGAACAUUGAACAAGGUGGCAAUGACUCACCCAGCUGCUGUAACAGCUUGUAAUUUAGAUCUAGAGGGUCUAAUUACUGAUCCCAAUCGUUCAGUUGCUACUCUUGCAAUAACAACUUUGCUUAAAACUGGUGCUGAAUCAUCCAUAGACAGACUUAUGAAGCAGAUUGCUACAUUUGUUUCGGAAAUAAGUGAUGAAUUCAAAAUUGUGGUCGUUCAAGCUAUUAGAUCUCUUUGCAUAAAAUUCCCAAGAAAGCAUGCCGUUUUGAUGAAUUUUCUAAGUGCAAUGUUGAGAGAUGAAGGCGGUUUGGAAUACAAAGCUUCUAUUGCUGACACUCUCAUCACAAUAAUUGAAGAAAAUCCUGAAGCAAAAGAAACUGGAUUAGCACAUUUAUGUGAAUUUAUAGAAGAUUGUGAACAUACUUCCCUUGCUGUUAGAAUUUUGCAUUUACUUGGAAAGGAGGGACCCAGAUCAAAACAGCCAUCAAGAUAUAUUAGAUUCAUAUACAAUCGGGUUAUUUUAGAAAAUGCAACUGUUAGAGCUGCAGCAGUUGCUGCAAUGGCUCAAUUUGGUGCUCUUUGUCCUGAUCUAUUGCCUAAUAUACAGGUUUUGCUAGCUCGUUGUCAAAUGGAUUCAGAUGAUGAAGUUAGAGAUCGUGCAACUUACUACAGCUCCAUAUUAAAUCGAAAUGAUAAGUCAUUGUGUAAUGAAUAUAUUGUGGAAACCUCACAGUUGUCUCUAGUGUCUUUGGAAAGGGCAUUAUUAGAAUAUUUAAUGACACCUUGUGUUGAACCUUUUGACUUAAAAACAGUACCUAUAUCAGCGGCUCCUACAGUUGAACAUAAUAAUAUUGCAAAUGAGGGAAUGAUAAUUACUAAUUUGCCAGCACCAGUUGCGACUAGAGAAGAAGUAUUUAAUGAGAAAUUGUCUGGCAUUCCAGGCAUUGCAAAAUUAGGUCCAUUAUUUAAAUCAACACCUCCAAUUCAACUUACAGAAAAUGAAACUGAAUAUACCGUCUCUUGUAUUAAGCAUUGUUACACUUCCCACAUUGUCUUACAGUUUGACUGUGUGAAUACUUUGUCUGAUCAACUGCUAGAAAAUGUACGAGUGCACUUAGAGCUAGCACCUGGAUAUAAUAUUGUUAAUGAAAUUACCUGUGAACGAUUACCGUAUGGUGAACCAGGUUCAGUUUAUAUAAUUUUAGAAUACCCAAAUGAUUUAGUUGAUACAGCGGGUACAUUUGGAGCUACUUUGAAAUUUGUAGUGAAAGAUUGUGAUCCUGCAACUGGAUUACCAGACUCAGAUGAAGGGUAUGAUGAUGAAUAUAUUUUAGAAGAUUUCGACAUAUCUGUAGCUGAUCAAUUACAAAGGGUGAAGAAAGUUAACUUUGGAGCUGUUUGGGACGCUGCAGAUAAUGAACAAUGGAUACAAUUGGAAGAUACAUACGCUCUAAGCAGUUUAAAUACAUUGCAAGAAGCUGUUAAAACAAUUUUAACAUUUUUGGGAUUAGCACCUUCAGAAGGAUCUGAAAGGGUACCCGAAGGAAAAACUACACAUACCUUAUUAUGUUCAGGUAUGUUUAGGGGUGGCAUUGAUGUUUUAGUAAGAGCAAAACUUGCUUUAUCAGAUGGCGUAACAAUGCAAUUAACCGUCAGGUCUACACAUCCUGAUGUUGCUGAUCUUAUUACGUCUGCCGUAGGAUAA